AGAUAACGCGUCACUAACCAGAACAUCGACAGCUGUCAGUAUCAAAUACGUUUUUUAGUUGUUCACUUGAACGAUGACAAAGCAAAAACACUCUACUAAUGAUGUCACACAUUUUUCACCUGUUCAUCAUCAUAUGAAUUUAUUAUAUCAACAAAUGUCUUUAUUCAUAGACUUAAAACCAACAUUGCAAAAUGAAGCAUUUGCAGCAUUGCUAUGCCGUAUAACCUCACAAAAUCUAAAAAUUCUUGGUAGAAAAUCGCAGACACGAUUAUCAUUUGCUAUACGUCGAUCAUUAUGUACUAAAUGCUUAGUUCCAUUACAAUUGUCGGGCAAAAUAAGGGUGAGGAAACGACGUAUUCGUCUGUCAUGUGUAUUAUGUAAUCACCAAUCGACUAUCUCUUAUCCAAUUAAUAAGUGGCGUGCAAGUUAUUCAGAGUCUGUACUACCAGAUUCUUUUUGCUGUAAUGAAACUAUUGAAAAAUCCAAUAAUGAAUAACCAAAAAAGAUAAAAUCUCCA
Schistosoma bovis is the source of this 517-nucleotide messenger RNA. The record is from the annotation of a GenBank genome assembly. NCBI's taxonomy places the organism in Eukaryota, Metazoa, Platyhelminthes, Trematoda, Strigeidida, Schistosomatidae.